AUGGUUGUGAUUAUAAAAGGGAGAGUUUUACCAGUACUUGCUGUGCGUGUCUAUUCAUUUGGAACGGAAACAGUUACACCAAGUAUCCUAGAGUUUGAUUCAUAUUCGAAACUUGAAAAUUUCAUUCGUGAUUCAGCUGAUCCUAUAGUAUUGCCUGGUGUUACUUUGUUUUUAAUGUUUCCAUGGCUUGGUAAUAUUGGUCAUUCGCUCUUUGAUGGACUAUAUCCUGCCUAUGUUGCAUUAAUUCGUUUUCCACCUAGACAUCUUCAUCCAUUUCGUUUGCUUUGUACCAUAGACGAAUGUAAAACAUGUCGGGAUGAAGAUAUAUUCAACAGAUUUGCCGCUCUUGGUAUUAUUAAGCAUUAUGUUCUAAAUGAUAUGUCAAAUGGAAGUUGGUUUGUUUUCGAUGAACUCGUUAUGGGUGGUGGCAUGAUGUAUCAACGAUGCACACAACCAAAUCUACAAUUACCUGGAGGAGUCGAAUUGGAUGGUUCUAGACUGUUUCGUGAUCGACUCUAUACUCAACAUGGAGUCAUUCCACCAACUAGACGAUACAAACAUUCUGCAGAAGGUCGAAAUCGGCACGAUGUACUCCGUGCUUAUAUCAUGAAUAAUAAACGCUUCACCGAUAUUGACAAUAAAGAAAUAACUGCUGCGAUAGAUGAAAUUAAUAACUACACUAUCACCCAUCAAAAUAAAAACAUAACUGAUAUCAACAAAUUAGAUUGGCCACUGAUAAAGGUCUUACAUGUAUAUUAUGACUCGAUUACAGGUCAAAAAAGGAGAUCAUCUCGGUUCAAUGCAACUCCAAUAGAUGCUAGAUCACCAACGUAUGAAUUGAUAGAAGCCGAUUUCGCGCACCACUUACGAUUAUUGCGCACGACGGAUAUUCAAAUCACGGGACCUGGUACAGGUUCAAUGUAUCAAUCACUUGUGCCGGAUGGAUCAGUAGUCAUCAAUGUCGGCGGCUUGAUACCAUUGACGCCAAAAGACCACAAUAUAACAUAUACAUCACAUAUGGAACAGUACAUGGCAUCUGGUGCACCCUAUCUCAAGGCUCUCUAUUAUCCGAUUAAUGAAAGACCAAAAGGAAUAAAACAAGAAGUAUUAGUAAAACUCAUUCAAGAAGCAGCCAAACUUAUCAUGAAUGGCUUUUCUAUACCGGUAAAUCCAACAGAAAACUUGGCAGUAGAUGGACAAUUAUUCAUCGAAAUGUGUGAAAGAGAUAAAAAAUUUUGUGAACUCGUUACGGCAAGAGCACCAAAUACUGAUUUUUCUUGUUAUCAUUUUUGGGUUGAAGAAGUCAUUCACGAACGUGGACCUUGGAGGGAAGAAGUUGGCAGUGAUGGUAUUAGAAAAACUCAGUGCCCAUUCAAUCAGACAUUGAUGCGUAGAUUAAGAGACAAAUAUGGCAUUCAUCAUUAUGAAAUAAAUGUUAAUCAAUCAAAAACUUCUGGUUAUGAAAUACAAAACUAUACUUCAAGACGUGCAUUGCACUAG
Messenger RNA from Rotaria sp. Silwood2, 1500 nucleotides. The record is from the annotation of a GenBank genome assembly. Lineage: Eukaryota; Metazoa; Rotifera; Eurotatoria; Philodinida; Philodinidae.